AAUCUGAGACUACCUCAGUGAGUAUUGACCAAUCACUGCAUCACCAUUCACCACCGAUUCACCGAAGAGCAAAUUUUUGAAAAGAAAAAGGUUGCCUUUGACUUAUGACCAGAAGCAGAAGCUUCGGAAACGCCACCGCUUUCAAGCCCUAACCUUUCUCUCUCGCGCUUCGAUCAUCUACUGAUCCAACUUCAUGUUCCCCCAAAUUUGUUGAUUUCUGAAGCUUCAUUGGCUGGGAAUUUAAUUUUGUGUUGUAUAGGCAGAGGUUUUGCUGUAAGUGGUUGACUUUGGAUAUGGAGACAAUGAUGAGCUAGGGUUGAAAAAGAGAGGCUAUGGAAUCGUUAGAAUUUAUGGUCUUUUAACUGUUUGGUUUGUCAGUGGAAGCAAAAUUCUGGAGGCAAAAUGCAGGGAGCUCGGCAUUGUCCCCGGAUCAACACUGUCGAGCUGAAGCUUCAGAUUGGAAGGAAGAUUGGUAAAGAGAAAGCGCGGAUGUACUUUAGCCUGUUGUCGAGAUUUAUUCGAUUAAAGGUUAACAAAGUGGAAUUUGAUAAGGUGUGUAUUAGUAUGCUGGGGAGAGAGAACAUCUGCCUUCAUAAUGCACUCAUUCAAGGGAUGAUAAAAAACGCUAGUUUUGCUGACACUCCCCCGACGAAAGACCACAAAAUGCUAGCUUCUUUGAAUGUGAAAGUGCCGAAUGGGUGUCAAAGCAGCAGUCUUCAGCCACUGUGCAGGGAUGUGGUUCCUCUGUCUCCUAGAAAAGGGAGGACUCCUACCCUCCGUGAUCACAGACCGAGCCCUUUGGGGCCUCAUGUUAAGACGACUCAUACUGCUAUCUGUGAAGAUUCUGCUCCAAAAGUUCAAGAGCUGCAAAGUGCUACCGAGCUGUUAUCCUUGGGUAGCAGGCAUCCUGUUGAAGUUGUGACUUCUGUCGAAGAUGGAGAAGAGGUUGAACAGGCUGGCAGUCCGGGGAUUUACAGUAAAAGCCCCCUCACAGCUCCCUUUGGUGUCUCGAUGAUUGCAAGGGCGAAGAAGAAGGUAUUACUUCAUGGAUUAGCUUCUUCCCCUUACAGAGAGACCUGCCACAGCACCCGAGAGUUGCCAGAUAUCAGCUCCCUCAUGAAAAGGCUGGAACAGAAGUUGGAAGCCGAGGGCUUGAAGAUCUCAUCUGAUUGUGUUAACUUGAUAAACAACGGGCUCGAUGGUUACCUGAAGAGAUUGAUAAAACCUUGCAUGGCUUUAGCUGCUUCAAAGUCACGGGACAAGGUUGUCCAGCAGCAUUCUGUACCUACUUUAAAUGGGAUAAGAACCGUCAGAUAUCUUCAAAAGAUGAGGGGAUCUCCUUCCAUUUCAAUGGAGGACUUCCGUGUGGCAAUGGAGUUAAAUCCUCGUAUACUUGGAGAAGAUUGGCCAAUACAACUUGAGAAGGUUAGCCAAUCUAACAGUGUCACAGAAACAGGCAGUUAACCAAGCAAAUAGGAAGGCAUAUACGUGGUUCCAAACCACCAUGAAAAGUUUUGGAUCGAAGCUUUUAGGUUGUAUAUACAUCUCAAAGCUGAUUAUAUCAUUGGGGAUUCACCUCAUAAAGUAUGGAGAUCUUAUACCUAUAAGAUUAUUUUAGCUGUUACAAAUUGUUCUCGGUGGGCUUCUUUAGCCAAUAUCGUCUUGUUGUUGAUCUUCAUUGUCUGUGAAGAAUAAAACUCAAUAUUUACAUAUACAGAUUACAGACUAUACUGCAUUUGUUUCUCUUGUCUGUUCCCUUGACUUUAUUCUCAGAAGAGAACAAUAGCUAUUUUAUCAGUGUGGUGGACAAGAAAAAUGUGUUCUUUUUAUCCUAUUA
Messenger RNA from Ipomoea nil (Japanese morning glory), 1837 nucleotides. RefSeq lists its product as uncharacterized. Gene Ontology annotation, biological process: regulation of transcription by RNA polymerase II. The coding region runs from base 403 to 1464 and encodes 353 amino acids. Gene Ontology annotation, cellular component: SAGA complex. The transcript has 2 exons. Gene Ontology annotation, molecular function: transcription coactivator activity. The record is from RefSeq and is a predicted model, not a curated record. NCBI's taxonomy places the organism in Eukaryota, Viridiplantae, Streptophyta, Magnoliopsida, Solanales, Convolvulaceae.